Messenger RNA from Rhizophagus irregularis DAOM 181602=DAOM 197198, 645 nucleotides. RefSeq lists its product as uncharacterized. NCBI's taxonomy places the organism in Eukaryota, Fungi, Glomeromycota, Glomeromycetes, Glomerales, Glomeraceae. The record is from RefSeq and is a predicted model, not a curated record.
AUGGAACAGAUUACAUUGUUUUGCCUAGUAUAUGGUGUUACACCAGUUGAGGAUAGAAUCUUCCCUAUUCAUAUAAGUAGAAAUAACACAAUUGCAGGAUUAUGUGAUAUGAUAGUCGAAAAAUGGCAUGACAACUAUUCGGGAGAAAAUCUUACUCUUUGGAAAAUGAAGAAGAUUGAGACCAAAAGUGGUUGUUUUCGGUUAGACAACAUAAAUCAAACUGUCUUAAAUUUUAUUGAAUUGAGUAAAGUCUUUCCAAAGGAAAAAUUCGUAGAUGAUUUAGAUGAAAAAGAAAACGAGAAAGCCAUAAAUAGUUUACUCAUCAAAAAACUGGCAAAUAUAGUAUCAAGCCUUUAUUCUCGUAAAAAUAAAGAUAUUUUCUGGAACGAAUAUACUUUUUUAUUCAAUGAAAGAAAAAGGUUUUCUCAUACGAGAUUUUCGUAUAAAACAAUGAUAGAAGAACUACGUGAAAUGGAUUUCCACAUUAGUGAAGAUACUUUAUCUAAAAUCUAUCGCCACGUUUCUUCUCCAAACAAAAAUAGUAAAAAAGCCAUCGAGGCAUGGGUAAAUAAGGAAAAGAUGAUUAUGUGGAUGCAGGAUUAUGAAAGAUACAUCGCGUUUAAAAUAACUAUGGGUUUAAAAUAA